Amphibalanus amphitrite is the source of this 2474-nucleotide messenger RNA. RefSeq names its product BTB/POZ domain-containing protein 6-like (gene lute). Gene Ontology annotation, cellular component: cytosol. The record is from RefSeq and is a predicted model, not a curated record. Gene Ontology annotation, molecular function: protein binding. Gene Ontology annotation, biological process: neurogenesis. Lineage: Eukaryota; Metazoa; Arthropoda; Thecostraca; Balanomorpha; Balanidae. Bases 125 to 1678 code for a protein of 517 amino acids. The transcript is spliced from 8 exons.
GGACCAUAUGGCAGCACUUGCUGCCAUCAGUAACACAGAUGGCAUAAGCGGUGGGGCAUUUUGAGUGUUUUGUCUUUCUUUCUCAAUGAAUCGCUCUUUGAAUAGCAGUGAGCAUAGGUGAAGAAUGGCUAGCAAACCAGUGAAACAGCAAAUCAUGGAAAAUCUGCAAAUAACCCAAGCGGUAGCCUGGGAAAAUGCGUACGGCAAUGUGGGCGGGAACCUGUCUCCGCCGCCGCCGGCGCCGGCCGACUCUCCGGAGACGCCCGUCCAGGUGCAGCAGCCGUUCAGCGCGCCCACCUCGCCCGGCUCGCCGGCGGCGCGACCGCACUGCCUCUCGCCCACGCCCGUGCCCUCCACCAGCGACCCCAACUGGCAGGCGACUCGCGCCAGCCUGCGCGAGCGCAAUGCGGCCAUGUUCAACAACGAGCUGAUGGCCGACGUGCACUUUGUGGCCGGACCGCCCGGCGCCACGCAGCGGAUCCCAGCGCACAAGUACGUGCUGGCCACGGGCAGCUCCGUGUUCUACGCCAUGUUCUACGGCGGACUGGCCGACGAGCAGGACGAGAUCGAGGUGCCCGACGUCGAGCCUGUCGCCUUCCUCGUCAUGCUGCGGUAUCUGUACACGGACGAGUUCUUCCCGGAGGCGGACACCGUCCUGGCCACACUGUACGCUGCCAAAAAAUACAUCGUGCCGUUCCUGGCGCGUGCCUGCGUCAGCUACCUGGAGACGAGCCUGACGGCGGGCAACGCGUGUCUGCUGCUCAGCCAGAGCCGGCUAUUCGAGGAGCCGGAGCUCAUGCAGCGCUGCUGGGAGAUCAUCGACGCUCAGGCGGAGGUUGCGCUACGCUCUGAGGGCUUCACCGAGGUGGACCACAACACGCUGAAGUCGGUGCUGGCGCGCGAGACGCUCAACUGCAAGGAGGUGGUGGUGUUCGAGGCGGCGCUGAGCUGGGCGCGCGAGGAGUGCCAGAGGCGCGGCGUCGACCACCCCACCCCGGAGAAGAUGCGAGAGGCGUUGGGUGACGUGCUGUACCUGAUACGGAUCCCGGCCAUGAGUCUGGAGGAGUAUGCCGACACGGCCGCCCAGUCCGGCAUCCUCACACUGCAGGAGACCACCGACAUCUUCCUGCACUACACGGCCAAACAGAAGCCGGCCAUCGAGCUGUCGGCCGUGCCGCGCACCGGACUGAAGGCGCAGGUGUGCCACCGUUUUCAGUCGUCGGCCUACCGCGGCAACCAGUGGCGCUACCGCGGCCGCUGCGACAGCAUCCAGUUCUGUGUCGACAAGCGCAUCUUCAUCGUGGGCUUCGGCCUGUACGGCUCGUCCAACGGCGCGGCCGACUACCGCGUGCGCAUGGAGCUGAAGCGGCUGGGCCGGGUGCUGGCCGAGAACACGGCCCACUUCUUCUCCGACGGCAGCAGCAACACGUUCCACGUGCAUUUCAGACACCCCAUCCAGGUGGAGCCGGACACCUACUACACAGCCUCAGCGGUGCUGGACGGCGCCGAGCUCUCCUACUUCGGCCAGGAGGGGCUGAGCGAGGUGGCCGUCGGGCCCGUCACCUUCCAGUUCCAGUGCAGCUCCGACUCGACCAACGGCACCGGCGUGCAGGGCGGCCAGAUCCCCGAGCUCAUGUUCUACGGGCCGUCGCCGCCCGCCGAGGAGUCCAGACUGUAGCGGCGGGCCGGCGCGGACGGCGGCGCCGGGACGACGGCGGAGCGUCGACCUUCCAGACGGGUGCGCAGUGGCCCGCCGUUCGCGGGGUGGUGAACGAGUGAGAGACUAUAUUCGAGAUACGAACUGUUGACUAUGGACUGGCAGGGCUGAGGCCACACAACGUGGCCGAUCCAGCGGGGCGAGUGCCAUACCACAAACCGACAAUACCACAAGGAACUGGCGGAACGACAAGUUCUGACCGUGCUAAUGCACAUGAGUGGUGGAGCGACCGCGCGUAUGGAAUAAUGUGCAACUGUGGUGGCCGAAUGAUGGCGAAUGGGUGGAUCUGAGACUAUUUUUGUUUGCUGAACCCUUCAGCGUUCCUCCGAGUGUGUCUGUGAAUAGGAUUCAGAGAGUGACGUUCAGAUUGAUCGUUGUUCACGCCGACCACUUAUUCCUACCGGUUUAUCCUUUUACGCUGUCGCCCAUAGUGAUGGGUGAAGCACAUUUACGAGUAUAUCGCCCGCGUUUUGAUCCGCCUCUCUCCCAAUAGGGCCGGGGGGAGUGGUGUUAUAGUGUACAGAGCUGAUAUUUAUCGUUCCUCAUUUGGGUCGGACGUCACGUCUGGCGUCUCGCUCACCGUCACGUUCGGUGACGCCCGUGACUCUGCGGCUCGGUCACGGACCUAUUGAUCUGAUAGAGCGGGCCGGCGGCAGCCGUGCCGAUUUCGCUGCCGAUGCGUCGAUCGGCCGUGUCACGUUUACGGCUCGGGCAACUGGACAUCUGUCUCCAUAAAUACAGCAAUCUCGCCAACAAA